AGAGCUGAGUACAGUGAAAUACUUCCUUUUGAUAAGAAGUAAACAAAAGAGUACUGUGACUUACCGGCAUAAGACUUUUACAAAAGGAAAUAAUUGAUUAGAUGUUGUGGCUUCAAGGUCUUGAAAUUAAAAGAAUAUUGAAGAGUACUUCAAAAGCAGAGUCAAAAUGGCAUAACUUUGUCAGGAAAAUGAUUCCUUUUGUUACAUUGAAGAUUUUUUUUUAUGUUGAAGAUAAGAUUUGCUUCUGACAUCAAGGAGCCAUAAACACACAACAUUUAAAACUUAGUUGCUUUUAUUCAUGUGUUUUAAGUAAUAUUAUAAAAGACUUCCUCAUUUCCUCGCAGUAGGACUGUGAAAUAGGAAGCUGUUUAGGACUUUUUCUAGUACUGUGAUAAGGCACAGAAGCCAUUGUAGUGCAUGUAUCUUAACUUUGUCAGGUGCUUCUUCAACACGAAAUGGGAUGUGAAGCUCUGGAGUCUACAGUCUUGCAGCCUCACAAUAUCUGAGAAUGUCUUCAGAGUUCUGACUAUUUGAACUGUUGGUCAGGUUUUCCCAUUUUUUAAUUUCGUGUUUUAUCUGUACUUCUGUAACUAUAAAGUCUUGAUUUUUAUAUUUUUUUUAUGAAUGCCAAGAAGAGCAACUUGAAAUGCCCGGAAUCUCUGACAAACGAGCCUCAAACUGUUCAGCACAAUUACGUGCAAGAGAAAGCAGUUAUCAGAAUAAGCCUGGUUUACAGAAGUGCUAAGGCAGGAUUUUUCUUCCUUCAUCUAGCAAGUGGAUUUAGAGCUCCUUUGCUCCACCCGGGCAUAACUGGUGUGGGGCCAAGAUUCAGUUGCUGUCUCAGCUCUCUGCAGCCUUACAUAAUUUCUUCUUUUCACCUCUGCUGUCAAAUGUUUUGGCAAUGAAAACAGUAAUAUAGCUUGUUGAAUCAAGGGAUAAUGAAUGCAAGAUACCUGAGUUUAUGAUGAGGUUGUAAGAAAGAAGAGAAUAUCCAUCUGUUCCUUUUCACAGAAAGAUGAAGAGAAUAAUCUUGCUGAAACUGGCUAGGUAAUCCUAGGUCUUCAUUUAUUCCAGGAUUUUUAUUUACUUUUUUUUUCAUUUGUUUGUGUGGCAAGAAUCUUACUUUAGGGCUCAGAACCCCUAAGAAGAACUUUUUCUCUCAGUUGGGCAAUCCUCAACUUGUGUGACCCUCUUUGUAGCUUAUGUUCUCAGUGGAAUUCUUUAAGGCUUCUUCACUGCAAAUUACUUUGAUGGUUUUGCCUGAAUAAUGUGCUUACUGAGGGUUCAAAACGACCUUUUUUCAAAACCCAGUAAAGAAAUGUUUGUUGUAAGUCUGUCCGUCUUCUUUAUUCCCUGUGAUGUUUAUCUUAUUCCCUAUAAUGAUGUGUAUAUUAUUAUAAAUUAUGACAAGAUUGAGGCAUAAGAAUGAUCUAUGUAUUCAAAUUCAUAUUUCAGAAAGCAAGCUGGACUCUCAUUGAUCGAACAAGAACAGAAAUGGCAGCUUUUGUUGUGGCUAAUCCAAAAGUAAAUGAGGAACUUAGGAAAAGAUUGCCAACUCCAAAUCAACACAGUUACACAGAAUUGAAAAAGAAAUGUACAGCUUCAUUUGAGGGAUUCCUGUAAGGAACUCAGAGUUCUGCGAUAUGAGCUCUGAAACCUUUAAGCAAAAACUGGACUCAGUGCCAGAUCAAACAAGUUCAGAAGAACAAAUGGAGAACUGGUCAAACGAAACACACAUCCUGGGACAGAAAGAAGAUGACUUUUGCACUGAGUUUCAGUUUCAUCUGAAUACUCAAAAAAAAUCAGAAUUUUUCAUCCAGACAGAAGCUGAAGCCCUGAAAAUUUCAGAUCUGCCAGUAACCAGUGAAAGAAGAGGCACCCCAUAUGACUGUAAUCCCAGUCCUCAAGAAUCAAGCAGUGUAGAAAGAAAGGCUAACAGGAUGCUCCCUGAAUUUGUAUCCUCAUGGAAUAAUGCUGCUGAUUUAGGUGGAAAAACAGAAACAUCAUUCCUUUUGAAAGAAUUGGACUAUCUGAGAGCAAAAAAUAAAAAGCUUGAAGAUAAGCUUUCUGAAAAGAACAAGGAGCUGAAGACAAUAAAACUGGACUUAGAACUGCAAGAGAGAGCUACAGAAGCUAAGGUUGCAGAAAAGAUUGCAGCUCUAGUGGAAGAAGUUUAUUCUGCUCAACGGGAACGUGACAAGGCUGUCAUGGCAAGGCUUAGGUUAGCCAAUGAAGAGAGGGAUGAAGCAUUUCUACGAGUCCAGCAUUUAGAAGAGUGUCUCAAAGAGCUAGAAAAUAUUAACCCUGAAGAAAAUGACAUGACAUUACAGGAAUUACUGAACAGAAUAAACAAUGCAGACACAGGGAUAGAUAUACUGAAGAAUGGAGCUAUAAUUCUGAAUCGAAUACACAGGACCAAAGAACUUAAAAAGAAAAUAAUAGCUGAGGAAAUGAAUGCAGUAAUAGAACAACGGGAUGCUGCUUUGUAUCAAUGCAAACGGCUGGAGCAGGAGCUUCAUCAUCUGAAAGAGCAGAACCAGACUUCAGCAAACAACAUGAGACAUCUGACUGCUGAAAACAAUCAAGAACGUGCUCUGAAGGAAGAAUUGGUAGCCCUGCAACAAGAAAAAGAGGCUGCUCUUCAACAGUGCAAAAAAUUAGAAGAAGAAAUCCAGACAUUGCGUGUUUAUUACAGCUUAUCCAAAUCUUUGCCUGAAGGAAAGAGUCUGCAGGACCAGCUUAACUGCGCUUUCGGUACUUCUGAAGGUGGACUACAAGGCAGAGCAGAUGUUGUGACCCUCACCUAUUGCCAGAUUGAAGAUCUGGCAGCUCAGCUGCAGCAAGCUCGAUCAGAGCAAAAGGACACAGAGCUGAAGCUCCAAAAGGCCCUGGAGGCUUCACAGGAGGCUAAUGAAAAAGUUCAGAAGUUGGAAAGGCUGGUGGACGUCCUGAGGAAGAAGGUUGGAGCAGGGACCAUUAGGACCGUGAUCUGAUUGAAAGCUCUAGUCUAAGGAAGCAUUCACAUCUGGUGACCAGGCUGCUUCAUUCAGCACUGUGUAAACACUAAAGCCUUAACUUAGCAAACAGUUGUUAGAAGUGGGACACUCCAGCGACAUUCCAAGCUGAGAUAAAAUCAAAUCAUAAAUGUUUAACUACUUUGCUGCUGAGUUCUGUGAUUUGUUGAAAUGUUUCACUGCAAACAGGUAUUUGUUUUUAAGCAGAUGCAUUGUGGCACUGUGUACUGUGGAAAAUGGUGUAGAUGCUCAAGAGUCUGUCCUCUCGGUGUUACUAGACUAUAGUCUGCUGCAAGGUACAGCUUGAUCACGUUUUCAAAUACUGCAGGCUUCAGGUGCAAAAUCCUGCAAAACAGUUUCAAAAUUUAAAUCUCGUGUCAUCUGUGGGACUGCAAACAGUCCGGUAUUUGUAUGUUAAAUAUAUUAAUUCAUAAUGUAGGUUCACAUUCGAGAACUAUCUAUGACUAGUGUAUUGGAGAUUUUUUCCGUCUUACUCAGCCCGCUGAAUUGAAGGUAGUGACUGUGGCUACAACUAGUGGAAGGAUACAUAUAUAGCUUUAUACAGUAGUUGUAUAGCUACUGUUAGUACAUGACAUUUUCACUGUACAUUAGAAAGAAAUGUACGGUUAGGUUUCACCAGAGGUACAGCUUCAUAAAUCCCGACAGGAAAGACUUGUGACAUUGUAAAGUAUCUUAGACAGUAGAGGAGGUUUCCUGUAUUGUUAAUAGCCAAUCGUCUAUCCUUUCCUUUGGGGUAAAAUCUCUUGGAUAUUCAGAAACCACCUUAUAGAGUUAAAAUUUGCCUUUUCAGUGUAAGUAGGUGAGUUCAUCACCCCCUUCCUACAAGAUUUUUUGUCUGCUGAUGCUAGACUUCUGAUUGCUCUGUAGUGCAGGAGUACCAUCCAGGCUGGGUUUGAGGCCAGCUUGCCAACCCUCUGCUCUAUGUACUCCUGAAGUGACCUAGGACUGAACUCAAAGGUGGAAGGAUAGACUCCUAUGGCGAGGGGCAAAGUUGUGAAGAGGAAAAAUUGGGAUACACAGUUAUUAUAUUCCUCUUGCCUACUCUGCUUUGUGUUUAAUGUUAUGCUGUCUACCCUCUUAGUGUUUGCUUAUACAGGUGUCAUGAUAGCACAGUCUAGCUGAAGAAAAUUAAAUUUUAAUUUUAGAUAAGGGAAGACAUUUCAAUGACUGUUUUUCCUUUCAAGCACUUCCAUGUUAAACCUUCAUUGUCUGCAGACCUGAACUCCUCCUAGUUUCAUUCAACCAAACCUAAGCACUUGCAGGGAGAUAAGUAGCAUUCCUACAAGCCAAAUUUACCCAUGUCACCUCCAUAAACUUCUGAAGUGCUCCUUUUUGACCUGUGGUCAAUCCUAAGAUAGCCAGAGAGUCUGGAGUCCCUCCCCUCCACCUAUCGAGUGGGAAGAAAGUUUAAUGCUUCCAUAGCAGAGGACUGUCACUGCUCAGCUCCCAGCUCUUUCACCAUCUCCCAUGUGUUGCUGUCCAGUGCUUGGGCCACUGCUGUUUCUCCUGCUAUCCUCAUUGAGCUUUAGUGCACCAAGCAAAAGACAUGAUCUCCUGAGCUAUCACUGCUGUUGAACCAUUUCUGCUCUAGAGAAGUGGUGAAGAAAGAAUAAAGAUACAAGGACUACCAUACUGUGCUAGACCAAAGGUCAAACUAGCUUAAAGACUGACUUUGUCAAUAAGCAGUAGAAGAUGCCUAGGAAAGGGUAUAAAGUCAGGCUAGCAUUAGUGACCUUUCUCCCAUAUGGUGCCCCAUCAGUUUGUUAUUUAGGAGAUUUCUGAACCAAAAGUGGUGUCCUUGUAUUUAGCAGCAUUUUUUCGUUACCUGUUUUCAAAUCCAUUUAAACUUUUGGUAUCUACUUUUUCCUGUCACAAGGACUUAUGCAGUUAAUGGUGCAUUGAGUGAAUAAUUAUUUCCUUUUCUGUGUCAUGAACCAGCUUUAUUCAUUUGUUAUCACCUAGUUUUUGUAGUAGAGAAACAGUGAGCAACCAUUUGUUACUGUUGUUUUCAUGUCCCUUGUGAUUUUACAUAUUUGGCAUCCUCCUCCCAGCAUAUCUUUUCCAGAGAGAACCCCUAGUCUCCUGUAAAGGAUGUGUGUCAUGUUUUUAAUUGGCCUUGUCAUGCUAACCUAUUUCUUUUCCAGUUCUGCAGUGUUUUUACUGAGACAACCAGAUUUGUGCCUGAUAUUUAAGAUGCAGACAAGUCAUGACUUUAACAGUUGUCACAAUGAUGUUGUCUAUUUUAUUCUCUAUGCUACUUGUAAUAAUUUGUAGCAUUGGAUUUCUUUUAUGACAGAUGGUUUCUUGGAAUUAAUAUUUCUGUAAUAAUAAAAAAUUCUAGAUCUCAGUUGUAAUAUUCAGCUCAGGGUUCAUCAUAGGGUGCAUGAAGAUAGAAGUGUUUUCUGAAUGCAUAACUUUGCAUUUAUGGGUACUGAAUGUCAUCUGUUGUUUUAUCAUUCAUUUCCUGGGGACCGUGAGCUCCUACUCCAUAUAUUUUCACACCUUAUUUUUAUUACUCGUGGUAGCAUAGUAUCAUCAGCAUUUCCAUGCUGAAUAUGGUGACAUAAAAUACUACCAUCUCCAAAUUAACUCCCUUUUCAAGGUGAUUUCUUAGUUGAACAACAUGGUCUCUGGGACAAAAACCCUAUAGGACAAUAAGGUAACUUUCCUUCACUGUGAAAAUGAUACCUUUAUUUUUACCCAUUGUUUUAAUCUAACUUCGAACUACUUAUUUUUCAGUUUUAAGAUCUUCCCUCUUACUCCAUGGCAGCUUUGAUGAGGAAGCUUUUUUGCUACUUUGGAAAUGCAAGUUUACUAAAUCAGGGCUUGUUAUCCAUGCAUGAAUGUGCCUAGCUCCUCCCUCCCCUAUGACUAUCAAGAGCUCCUCACCUUCGCCCAAGUCUUUUCACCUCUGAGCAAAUAAUUUUGUGAGUGCAGGCUUCAUACAGCAAGACUGUUUGACCUCCAGUUUCUUGUGCCCACUGGCUUUGUUUGGAAGGAUUAGACAGGCAAAACUCAUCUAGCAGACUUGAUGUCAGAUACAUCUGGUUGUGGGUAAUACAUGAUUCUAUAAAAUUAGGCAGUAAUUUUGCCUCAUAAUUUUCCUUUUGAUACAUUGUACCUAAGGUGAAAAAAAUGUUUCCUGACUCUGUCUGGUACAAAGUAGCCUGAAAUUCAGUGGGCUUUUAGUUAGGGGUUUUUAUCAUCCUGUAGGUAAAUUACUUUGAAUCAUAAUUAAAUUAGGUGUCAGUUUUAAAAUUCAGCAAGAAAUGUUUGUCUUCUUUGAAAAGGACCUUGGGAAAUUUACUGUGCUGAGAGGCAAAGAUUCAGAAACGGUUAUCACUCUUUCUUGCUAACAACCUGGUGUGUGGUCUUUGGCAAAUCCCUUAGUGACAGUCAUAAAAGGUAUGCAGCCCCUAAAGAGGUGCCUAGGCUCCUCGAGGGAGUUUGCAAAAGCAACUGUGCAGCCAAUGUCAAAACACUUUCGCUUCUUCACCAGCUGAAGUGAACACAGGUCUGGUAAUGCAGGCCCAGACUUUAGUGCCCUCGGGUGAAUUUCUGGCACUGUUGAACCUAGUCUGAGUUCUGUCUUUCAGUGUAACAACCGCAGGAAUUCUGAUCUGGCGAGUAGAAAUAAGUGGUAAUGAUAACACAGGUUAAUUGGCUUUUAUUAUAUAGUUUAUUAAUUAUGAACUGAUUGAUGUCUACACAGUGCUCUGAAAGUGAAAAGAAGCCUACCCCUAUACAGCAGACAAAUGCAUUUGUCACUUCUGUCCUAAUUUAUGAGAGAAAGAUGAGAUUGCAUCAGAUUAUGUACUAGGAGUAGCAGUUAAUUUGCCUCCUGAUGGAAUAAACAGUUCAUGAUGAAAGGUGGCUCACGGUAGGCAAUGCUUAUGGUGAUGGUAGUAAUUACUGGUCAGAUUACUGUUCCUGCUGUCUUGAAGAGCACUGAGAUACUCAGAAACGUCUUUUCCCUGUGAGAUUUUGUGUGUUUCUCUUGAUGAUCCUGCAGCACGUUAUGCAUUGGAAGCCAUUUCUGGUAUAUGCCAGGGUAAAAUAUGUAAAUAGCAUCAUGUUGGCUCAGGGUAAGAGUGUUAUUAAUGCUUUUCAGCACUGUAAUUAUAUUCAUAGUAAGCCUUCCCUAAGCCCUCACUAAUUAACAAUAUUGUGACAAAUCAACUUUAACAGAAAAGAACUGUGGGCCUUUCAUCUUUUAGUACUGCUUUUCAUUCAGCCUACAGCCCAAAAUUGGUGGCAUGCUUUUCUGUACUGGUGUUGGGAAAACUGCUGAUAUUUGAAAAGUUCAGAGCCAGCUCAGUCUUGUUAGUGGAAUCCUGUAGAUGAAGUUGGUUUGAUUCCUCUUUAAAUAUAUUCAUAAGAAUGUAAGAAUUCAUUAUUUAAUUGUUAAUGUAGGGGAAUAUUAGAACUACUUAUAUUAGAACUUAUAAUAAACCAUCAUAUUGAAAUAUUUUACUAAUGUCAAUAUGUUGUCAUAGGUGCAUUUAUUUAUUCCAAAUAACAGGACAUUUUACAAGAUACCUUAAUUUUCAAAUUGAAUGGCUUUAUAAAUAUUCUUAUCAGGUGAUCAAGAGUUGUAACAUCUUUAAUCCAUGUACACAAAUGAACUUCUUAUCUAAAUGUCAGGAUUUCUCUGUGCCUCUAUUUUCUUCGUUUAGACAGUUAGGAAGACAGUUAGGUUUGUUGGGGUUUUUUGUUGUUGGGGUCUUUUUUUUUUUCUUUCUUUUUAAUUUUACUCCAGAAUAUUUUUCUCCCAUGCAAAAAUAAACUAUGAGGCACAUGAAAUCACUGACUGGCAGUUUCUCUGAUACUGUGCUUGCUGUGAUUGCAGCGUUACAUGAACUAACUCUUAUUGCUGUACCAUUUCACAUCAGGUCUGCAGAACUGGACUUUUCUCUGUUUGUUCUUCUCAUGCAUUGGUAAAUAAAAUGUAUUCAGAAGUCCAAAAAACCAAA
This is a messenger RNA of Neopsephotus bourkii (Bourke's parrot), 8008 nucleotides long. RefSeq names its product mirror-image polydactyly 1 (gene MIPOL1). The record is from RefSeq and is a predicted model, not a curated record. Lineage: Eukaryota; Metazoa; Chordata; Aves; Psittaciformes; Psittacidae. The transcript is spliced from 13 exons. Bases 1644 to 2993 code for a protein of 449 amino acids.